AUGGUUUAUGAUGCUGUUGAUCCGGAGUUUCGAAUGCAUCCUGAUCAACAAACCGAUGAAGCUCCAAAUAAAGAUGCUCAAGAUUUUUAUGAUUUACUAAACGCAGCCCAAAAGCCACUGUGGUCGGGAUGUAAACACACAGAACUAUCCUUUGCAGUUAGAAUGACGACAAUUAAAUCAGAGGGAAACAUUUCUCAACGAUCUUUCAAUGAGACUGUGUCGCUCAUCAAGGAGUUACCUCCUGAAGAUAAUGGUUGUAUGUUGUUCUACACUGGUGAUGAUAUGCAAUUAAAGGCAUGCAAGUUUUGUGGUAGACCUCGUUAUCAUCUGAAAAAGGUUGGUAGGGAUAAAUACAAGGAAGUUCCUAUGAAGCGAAUGCAUUAUUUACCCCUUAUUCCUAGACUUAAGAGAUUAUAUGCCUCAAUGAGUUCUGCACCACACAUGAGGUGGGAUCAUGAAAAUAGGCGACAACCAGGAGUGUUAUGUCAUCCAUCAGAUGGAGAAGCAUGGAAAGAAUUUGAUCGAAAAAAUAUUGAUUUUGCAAAAGAACCUAGAAAUGUGUGGUUGGGGUUAUGUUCUGAUGGUUUCUUGCCAUUUGGUAAUGCAGCAAAACCUUAUUCUUGUUGGCCGGUAAUUGUUACUCCUUAUAAUCUUCCUCCUGAACUAUGCAUGACAACUCCCUACAUGUUUUUGACAUUGAUUAUUCCUGGGCCCAAUAAUCCAAAAGAAAAAAUUGAUGUGUAUUUGCAGCCACUGAUAGAUGAGUUGAAAUUGUUAUGGAAUGAAGGUGUGCUGACAUAUGACAUAUCAAAGAAGCAAAAUUUUAUGAUGAAAGCAGCAUUAUUGUGGACUAUUAAUGAUUUUCCUGCAUAUGGUAUGCUAUCGGGUUGGAGCACUGCGGGAAAAUUAGCAUGUCCAUAUUGCAUGAAUCAAUCAAAGGCUUUCUGGCUGAAACAUGGUGUUAAAUGUUCUUGGUUUGAUUUCCACCGUCAGUUCUUGCCCAUGGAUCAUGCAUACAGAAGAAACAAGGAUGCAUUUUACAAGAAUCGAGUCGUGACGUCUAUUGCUCCACGAAGAUUAACAGGGGAUCAAAUGUGGGAAGAAGUUUCUAAUGUACCAAAAGUAACUGAGACUCAACCUUGUGUUUGUCCUGGAUAUGGUGUAUCUCAUAAUUGGAUAAAACAAAGCAUCUUUUGGGAGUUACCAUAUUGGAAGUCCAACUUAAUAAGGCAUAAUCUGGACAUGAUGCAUAUUGAGAAAAAUGUAUUUGAAAAUGUCUUUAAUACGGUGAUGGACAUCAAGGGCAAGACCAAAGAUAAUGUUAAAGCAAAAAUGGAUUUGAAAGAGUAUUGUAGGCAAAGGGAACUAGAAUUAGUAGAGAACCCUGGUGGAAAACCUUUAAAGCCUAAAGCAAAAUUCGUUUUGUCCAAUGAGCAGCAAAUGGCAGUUUGUAAAUGGGUUAGUGAGCUGAAAAUGCCCGACGGAUAUGCCUCAAAUUUGAGUAGAUGUGUAAACAUAAGGAAAGGGAAUUUCAUUGGAAUGAAAAGUCAUGAUUGUCACAUCUUUAUGGAGCGUUUGUUGCCAAUUGCUUUUAGUGCACUACCACUUCAAGUGUGGAAGCCUAUAGCUGAGUUGAGUAAAUACUUUAAGGAUUUGUGCUCAAGUACAUUGAAAUUGAGUGACUUGUUGUUGAUGGAACAAAAUAUCAUCAUUACAACAUGUAAGUUGGAACGAAUCUUUCCACCUGGUUUCUUUAAUUCAAUGGAGCAUUUGCAUAUUCAUCUAGCUUAUGAAGCAAUAACAAGAGGUCCCAUUCAAUAUCGAUGGAUGUAUCCUUUCGAGAGGUACUUGGGGAGGUUGAAACGAAUGGUUAAAAACAAAUCACGGGUAGAAGGGUCUAUUUGUGAAGCAUAUCUAUGUCAAGAAACUUCUCAUUUUUGUUCAUACUACUUUGAGUCUCAUGUCCAAUCAGCGAGAAAUAGAGUUGGUCGAAAUGACGCUGGAAGUCAUGAUGAUGUAGAUCCACAAAAUUUAUCAAUCUUCAGUCAUCCUGGUCGAACAGCUGGAACUUCAAGGAGUCGAUAUUUAACUGAUAUGGAAUCAGCUGUUGCCCAUUUGCAUAUCCUACUUAAUUGUGACGAAGUUAAACCAUUCAUUGAACGCUUUGAGCAACAUUUGGAGGCAUCCUUUCCUAAUAUCUCUCGAGCUGAUAUUGAUGGUAGGAUUGCAUCUGAGUUUCCAACUUGGUUUCGAUCUUAUGUUCAUGAUAGAAAUAACAUGGUAGACGAUCAAUUAUUGCAUCACUUAGCAUGGGGUCCAAACAGAAAGGUGGAGACUUGGCCUAUUUACUUUGUCAAUGGCUUUAAGUUUCAUACAAAAGAGUGGAGUGUCAACAAGAAAACCAUCAAUUCUAGAGUUUGUGUUGAAGGAGAUGAUGAAUAG
This is a messenger RNA of Lotus japonicus, 2442 nucleotides long. RefSeq lists its product as uncharacterized. The record is from RefSeq and is a predicted model, not a curated record. Bases 1 to 2442 code for a protein of 813 amino acids. The transcript has 5 exons. NCBI's taxonomy places the organism in Eukaryota, Viridiplantae, Streptophyta, Magnoliopsida, Fabales, Fabaceae.